Molecule: messenger RNA, 795 nt
Organism: Aspergillus campestris IBT 28561
Lineage: Eukaryota; Fungi; Ascomycota; Eurotiomycetes; Eurotiales; Aspergillaceae
Product: alpha/beta fold hydrolase
Exons: 1
Coding region: 1-795 (264 amino acids)
Source: RefSeq, a predicted model, not a curated record
AUGCUGUCCUUCACCUCCCACAACCCCUCCACCCCCCAAACCAUCCUCCUCAUCCACAGCGGCUUCUCCACCAGCUCAGAAUGGGACCAAGUCCUUCACCACCUCACCUCCGAACCACACCCUUACCACGUCCUCGUGCCCGAUCUCCCCUCCCACGGCACCUCCCUCCACCUGAAGCCCCUCAGCGUCUACAGCACGGCCUACCUCCUCAGCCAGCUCAUCCGCGACCAUGCACACGGCGGUACUGCGCACGUCGUGGGCGCUAGUCUGGGCGCACAUAUCGCCGCCCAGCUUGCGGCGCAUUACCCCGCGCGCGUGUCGUCGCUGUUUGUUACUGGCUUUAAUAUCUUCGCUCCGAAUGUGCUGACGCCGUUUUUACCCCCGCUGGUGUACUUUCUGCUGCAUACUGCUGAGCUACUGUCUCACCCGACGGAGGGGAUGGCGCGCUUGCAGCGCGGGGAAGGAUCGCUGGACCUGUGUCGUGAUGCUGUCGAGAUGGUUGUGUCGGCGCGAGAGCUGGAGAGGAUUGAUGGGGAUAGUGUCUCCGCGUUGGUGGUUGUUGCUGCGGCCAAGGAGGGCCUGUUGUUGCCUGCUUGGGAUCGGCAGGAUGAUGCUAGGCGACUGCUUGAGUCGGUGACGCGCACUGGGAAUGGACCCGCACCUGCUAGUAGGGCCGUUCUGCACCGUGGGGUACGGCAUUCGUGGCAGAUUGACGAGCCGGAGCUGUUUGCGCGGACUGUGCGCGCUUGGAUUGCGGGGCUGGAGUUACCCGUUGGGUUUGAGGAUCUUGACUGA